Cetraspora pellucida is the source of this 267-nucleotide messenger RNA. The record is from the annotation of a GenBank genome assembly. NCBI's taxonomy places the organism in Eukaryota, Fungi, Glomeromycota, Glomeromycetes, Diversisporales, Gigasporaceae.
AUGCCAAAGUUGAAAUGUAAAAAUGCAGCAAAAAAACAAAGUAGAGAUAAUAAAGAAAGGUUUUCAAAAACUAUAGAUGCAAAAAGUAAUGUUUCAGAAUAUAGAAUUUCAAAACUUUUAAUUUAUAAAUUAGAAAACAAUAAAAAAGAACUUAAUAAUAAAAUAGAACCUAAUAAAGAAGAAUCUAAAUGGUUAAUUAAUGAAGAUAAUUCUUUUUAUAAUUUAAAAGUUAUAAAAGGCAAUACAAGAGUUAAUAAGUUUGAAUAA